AUGAGGCGCUACAAAAAGUAUCAGCAGGGCCCACGGCUUUGCCCCAGCAGGUCUGAGGAUGAGGAUGACCUCACUGAUGAGACACCAUCGAUAGAGCGCGCAUCGGACCAGGAUGAAGAUUGGCAAAUAUUGCUUCGAACACAUAAAGACAUCCCUUGCAUCAACUUCCAUAGCUUGGAGAUUCUGCGCCGUGAGAGAGAGGAUUGCUUUGCAUGCGAGCUUAGAUAUGCAUUGAGUAUGGGCUGGAAAUUCACGAGGUCGACAUUGAUGUUUGCUGUGGAAUUUGACCCGAGCUGGAUGUUGGAUUGGCCGAGUCCCGACUUUGAUAUCCUUCGUGAGGCCAGUGUCCGGGGCAUGCUUACUCGUCUCCUAGUGGAAUCCCUGAACGAGGAUGAUAGGUGCCUUAUUUGGUUGAUAGACCGCAGGGCCGCGCCACAGGAAACAUCGGCGUCAGAGGAGGCGCCUGGGGAGAUUUUCUACGAUAUGGAGCAUGACUAUGUUGAGCCGCUAUUUGAAGCAGAGGAUGUGUCCGAAUUUAUCUAUAAGAUUGGAAACCCUGCGGACUACAUCGACCACGAUAGAAGAUACGACGCUUUGUGGGAGGACCCUUAUGGCUACGACUAUCGUGGGUGCUUUGACGUUAAGGAACAUGUCAAAGUUCUUGUUCGCCGCGGUGGCACAUAG
Pochonia chlamydosporia 170 is the source of this 684-nucleotide messenger RNA. RefSeq lists its product as hypothetical. NCBI's taxonomy places the organism in Eukaryota, Fungi, Ascomycota, Sordariomycetes, Hypocreales, Clavicipitaceae. The record is from RefSeq and is a predicted model, not a curated record. The coding region runs from base 1 to 684 and encodes 227 amino acids. The transcript has a single exon.